Mycena citricolor is the source of this 2046-nucleotide messenger RNA. The record is from the annotation of a GenBank genome assembly. NCBI's taxonomy places the organism in Eukaryota, Fungi, Basidiomycota, Agaricomycetes, Agaricales, Mycenaceae.
AUGUUUACCUCAGUUGUCAGUUUGAUGAUGGAGGGUUUUGACAUCAAUGUCCCUUCGCACUUACCCGUGCCUCAAACGUCUUCCACUCGUGCAUUUCAGAAGGUUUCACGCGUCGAAAGCGAUCUCGGAGCACCAGGAAGAUCUCUCCUCUGGAACGAAUCCCCUCAAACGCGAACGAGGGACCAAACUGAAACUAAAGCACCUGCACGAACAGGUCCGAGCAUCCUAGAAUGGACCAGUGUACAAGAACACCUCAGCAAACUUGCCGCAAGCAAUGGCAUAGUUGAGCUCGAGGACAUCGAACGCUACCGUCCCAAAACGCAUGCUCCCCUCGACAGAAUCAUAGUUCAAGAGGACACCAAGGGCACCCCGGCCGCUUCCAGUCAACUUGCAUAUGAAGUGCAGUACCACGAGCUGGUGACCAAGCUCACCGCCUCAUUCAAGGUGGCUCAGCUCCGAAGAUUUCUGAAGCUCUAUGGAGCUACGUCGUUCGCGGGCCGCUCCAAGCAGGAGAUGGCUAUGAGAAUUAUCGAGGACCAUUGGCAGUGGCCAUCGUUGUCCGCCGUUCUUCAGAGACAACAAGACUCGCAACCCAGUGUCAAAACUGUCCCAUUGACUCCGCCACAGGCUUUUCUCAUCCUGGGACGAGAUGGAACCCAGGCGCGCCAUUUGUCAUCGAGAUACCAUGCAAACAUAGUGUUCAAGGCAAAUCCACUGAGUUUGCAGAUUGAGGGCACCGUCGGGGCUUUGAGAAGUCUUGAGCAGCACAUCGUCGAUUUCAAAGCGGGCAUCGUCGAAGAUAUUUUUGAAUUGCCGCAAGAACAAACAGUGGACGCGGACAGUCUGCAACGGAUAUCCCGUCUCUCGGGCGUGCUUGCUGAGGCGUUCGGAGAGAACAAGGUAAUCAUUACCCCUGGAACUCUGUCGUGGGACGCAAUCAAAGCCUUUGUUUGCAGAUUCGUCUGUCCUCCAGCCUUGAGGAUCCCCAGUCUCUCAAGAGAGCGAAACGGCUACUCAUUCGAUCUAUCAGCGAGGCUUGCUAACAGCUCAACCAAGCCUGCCCGCGUUUUCUGUCACCUUCCGCCGUCUAUCGCAAGCUCCUCCUCCUUGCCAGCAUCAACACAGUUCCCCCGGUCAUACGGAAUCUAUCCUUUCUUUUCCCCCCGGGCCUUACCGUGGGCAGUCGGCUCCCGGGGCGUCUUUCGGCUUCGACGCGUCGAAUCGUCCAUUAAUCCCCAGGGCAAGGAGGAAGUGUCAAAAACUGGGGGCCUGGCCUCUGAUCGUGGCUCUCUGUUAGAUUUAGAGACGGCCGGUCAUGUCCUUCUGACGACUGAGUCUCCUGGUAUUUUCCCCCCAUUGACUGGUCAAAUCAAGAUCCCUGAAGUGCUCGAUUGGCUCAAGACACACCCGGAAUCGCCGUGCAUCUUCUCGCCCAACGUGCCUUCCAACCUGCUCGGUGCGCAAUCGGAGCAAUUUCUGAUGUCGCAUCGGCUGGUGUAUCAUGCCCUCGAUAAUGACGCUACUGCUCCCAUCAAAAUUCUGAAACUGGCAGUCGAACUUCCCCAAAAAGACGAUAACUUCGUCUUGAAAUAUUUCGUCCAGGCCGGAGAGACCGUCGAUAUCGACGUCGCACUUCCGGACCGGCCUAUGGACAUCCGAUUUUCCAUCCUCAAUUCUGCUCUAUUAGGCAGGCAGAAAACGCCUGACGUUCUGACCGAGUAUGUGAAGGAACUCGAAAGUUUCCUGGCGUUUGAAGACCCAGAUGCGACCCAGCCUGAGGCACCGUUGACGCUCGAUUAUAACGGGAAUCGAUACCUACUCCAUUCCAAUGUUUCUGUGCGACGCGGGAUCGCACCGUCUCACAACGCAACCGAGUCUGUGCCGGCGUUCAUCGAGAAUUGCCUGGAUGCUGUCACGGACGAACGGACUACAUCGUGCCUGGUGAUUUGCGAUGACAUGUCAUCACCAGCGCAAUGGACAUCAUUUAUGCAACACUGUGACUCGUAUUCACUAAACCAUAAGAUAGCAAAGCGGAAUAAUCAUUGA